CACGCCUCACGAGGUGCCGCCCUUGCGCGCCCUCCUCACGGCUCAUUUGUGCGCCAACCGCGUCUCAUCGCUUGCUUCGCCCUCUUGCAGCCCGAGACAGCCGUUCUUUCUCCGUCUCGCACUUGCGGCCGAAGCACGACGGUGACCCGAGGUUCAGAGACCUGGGCAAACAGAUAUCGGACGAGAUAUUGUCCUCCUAGUACCGUUUCGAGUCCUCCUGCUUCCCAACCCCGCCUUUGUCCAAACCAUAAUGAUCCACCCGCACUUACACGCCCGCCAGACACGCCAAAGAACCCCAUCGUCCUCGCCCACGGACUGAUGGGCUUCUCCGAACUGCGCCUCGGCGCUUAUGUCCCGCCGAUCCACUACUGGCGCGGCAUCUCCGACUCGUUGAGCACCCUCUCCGGUCCGUCCAACAUCAUCACCACCUCCGUCCCGCCCUCGGGCUCCAUCGAGGAGCGCGCCGCAAAACUGGGCGCCGACAUCGCCGCCAAAGCCGGCGGCCGCGCCGUCAACAUCGUCGCGCACUCCAUGGGCGGGCUGGACGCCCGCUACAUGAUUUCCCAUCUCAAGCCGCGCGAUGUCAAAGUCCUUAGUCUCGUCACCGUAGCGACGCCGCACCGCGGGAGCGCGUUUGCGGAUUAUCUGUUGGAUGGGCAAGGCCCCAUUAAGCUCGCGAAUCUGUACGGGCUUAUUGAGCGUGCCGGGUUGGGGACGCAGGCUUUUGAGCAGCUUACGCAGCGGUACAUGGAGGGAAAAUUCAACCCUGCUACCCCUGACAGCGAUGAGGUGCGGUAUUUUAGUUAUGGCGCGUGUACAGACCGGCCGCCACUACUGAGCCCGUUUCGGCAAAGUCAUUGGGUCAUUGAGGAGGCUGAGGGCGCGAAUGAUGGGUUGGUGAGUGUUGCGAGUAGUCGGUGGGGAAAGUAUCAGGGCACGCUGCUGGACGUGAGCCAUUUGGAUUUGAUCAAUUGGUCGAAUCGGCUCAAGUGGACGUUGCGCAAGGUGUGGAUGGGGCAGACGAGGACGUUUAAUGCUGUUGCGUUUUAUCUCGAUAUUGCGGAUAUGUUGGCCAAGGAGGGUUUAUGA
This is a messenger RNA of Colletotrichum paranaense, 1089 nucleotides long. Its product is annotated as triacylglycerol lipase. Gene Ontology annotation, molecular function: triacylglycerol lipase activity. The annotation marks the transcript as partial. Gene Ontology annotation, biological process: lipid metabolic process. The record is from RefSeq and is a predicted model, not a curated record. The transcript has 2 exons. NCBI's taxonomy places the organism in Eukaryota, Fungi, Ascomycota, Sordariomycetes, Glomerellales, Glomerellaceae.